This is a messenger RNA of Phoenix dactylifera (date palm), 2648 nucleotides long. RefSeq lists its product as uncharacterized. The record is from RefSeq and is a predicted model, not a curated record. Lineage: Eukaryota; Viridiplantae; Streptophyta; Magnoliopsida; Arecales; Arecaceae.
UUCUUCUUCCUUCCGUCUUUUGAAAUGGGGAAGGAAUUCGAGUUCCAGCGGUCUCCUCUGGAAUCCAAGAGGUCUUCUUGAUGCAAUCCGUUGUUUAGGGGCGGGUUUCGAUUCAUUUCCGCUUCUUCUUCUUCCUGCGUUUUUUGUUGUUUAUAUGGAAGGCUGGGUUCUAUCUCUCCGAUUCGGUGUUUUCCUCCCAGUUUUGGCGGAUUUUGGGAUUUUCAUGGUCUUAGGUCGAUAAAGAUCUGAUCUUUUUGGUUGUGUUGGAUUCCUGUUUUAAAUUGCGUAAAGGAUUUCCAAGAAAUUAAUGAUUUUAGGGUUCUUCUCUCCGGUUUUCGGAGGGUUUUGGGGAUUCCAUGGUCGUAGUUCGUCAAAGGUCUCAGCUUUUUCGUUAUCUAUUCGGCUUGUUUGAUUCCUGGUUCAAGAUUUGGUUCCUGGUUUGAUGAGGUUUCGGAUAAAUUAGCGUUUUUAAUUAGGGUUCUCCUCUCCCCUUUUUUUGGACGAUUUGGGAUUCCUUGGCCGCUGAUCGAGAAAGAUUCCUUCUCUCUUGUCAGCCGAUCAGUUAUUUUCCUUGUCGUACAUUUUAUUGGGCACGUUUCUAAGAAAUCUAGGGUUUUUGUUCAUAGAAAUCCGGGUUUGCGAAGAUUUGUUGAGUUUGGGUUUAGGGGGUAUCGGAUUUCUUGUCUCUGAUAGGAAUUCGUGGGGUGGGAUUUAUGGAAUGUGUCUGCGAGUGUUUUCUAUGGGAUGCGUUCCUUGAAUGCGGUGGAGUUCGAAACCCCCCGGACGGAUAGCAUUUGAGAAGGAGGUAGAGGAGGCCAUUAGAGUGCACAAGGAGAUAAGAGAGAAAGAGCCAUGGGAGAAGAUCUCCUCACCUCUCUGUCCAUGGAGAACCACCACCCAUCCACUCUUCUUUCUAUGGAUCCCUCCGGCGGCCCGGCCUUGCUCUCCUCCCAUGAGGACUUGUCCGACCGCGAGCUGAUGAUCCAGCGGCCGCCCGACAUCAACCUCCCACUCUCCGCCGAGCGCUCCCCUCCCCAGCAAUAUUGGAACGAUAUCUUGGACGUCAGUCUUGGCUCUCAGGUCUAUGAUCCUGCGACUCUCCUGCACCUCCCCAGGGUCGGCGCAGCCCGCAAAUGUGUCAAGAGAGGCGACAGCAUCUGGGGCGCAUGGUUCUUCUUCACCUUCUAUUUCAAGCCAGCACUCUCCGAGAAAUCCAAGGCCAAGACAACCCGAGAUGGGAAUGGCGUCUUAGGCUUCGACAAGUCCGAACUCCAGUUUGAUGUGUUCUUGGUCCAGCACGACAUGGAGAACAUGUACAUGUGGGUCUUCAAGGAGAGGCCGGAGAACGCGCUGGGCAAGAUGCAGCUGAGGAGCUACAUGAACGGGCACUCCCGCCAUGGCGAGCCCCAAUUCCCAUUCAGCGCCGACAAGGGCUUCGUCCGAUCCCACCGGAUGCAGCGCAAGCAGUACCGUGGGCUGUCGAACCCUCAGUGUGUGCAUGGUAUUGAAGUGGUGAGGUCACCCAACUUGGCGGCUGUCACCGAGGUGGACCGCAAGAAGUGGAUGGAGCUCACUGGCAGGGAGCUUAAUUUCUCGAUCCCGCUGGAAGCCAGUGAUUUCGGGUCAUGGAGGAAUCUUCCCAACUCUGAAUUUGAGCUCGAAAGGCCUCCUCCUCAUUCGAAGGGCAUUUUGCAUCCCCACCCAAAGAAAUUGCUUAAUGGAUCAGGUUUGAACUUGUUAUCGCAUUCUAAUCAUUCCAAUGGUGAUGGGAUGGACCUUUCUCCAGUUUGCAGCAAGCGCAGGAAGGAUCUCUUUCGACAUGCGAUGGAUGAGGAUUGCGGCUUGCCCCUGAAUUCUUAUUCGGAGAGAGCCCAAGACAUGGACAUACACCCGGUCGGGCCAUCAUGGUUGAAUGACUUUAGCGGUGUGAUGAGGCACAUCUAUGGGCCGGUAACUGCUGCAAAGACGAUUUAUGAGGAUGAACGAGGUUACUUGAUAAUGGUUAGCCUGCCUUUUGCUGAUCAACAGAGUGUGAAGGUUUCUUGGAGGAAUAGUCUUACUCAUGGGAUAGUGAAGAUACUCUGUGUCAGUACUGCUCGGAUGCCAUAUGUAAAGAGGCAUGAUAGAACAUUCAAGCUGACCGACCCUUCUCCUGAGCAUUGCCCACCAGGGGAAUUCAUAAGAGAGAUACCGCUUGCCACUCGAAUCCCAGAAGAUGCUAAGUUAGAAGCAUACUAUGAUGAGACUGGCGCCGUGCUAGAAAUAAUGGUUCCUAAACAUCGUGUUGGGCCCGAAGAACACGAAGUUCGUGUAUGCUUGCGCCCUCCUCAUCUUGGAGCUAAUAAUCUUAUGUUGACCUGAACAGGUGGGAAUAGCAUGUGAUGGGUGGUUUGGCCAAUUUCCAUUGUUUACUAACUAUGCAGCAUAAAAGGAAAUUUGUGAAAUGGAAGUGCAUUCUUGCCAUAUUCAACUCUCCUUUGCAAUUUGGUUUGGCUGAAUAUUCUUGGUGGUUUUUCAUGUUUGGUUGGAUAUUUUUAGUGAGUUGCAUGCUUGAAUGUACUGACAAAAUGUUGAGGUUUGAGAACAUCUUUGGGAGUCAUGUUGAAAUUUUAGCAUGAGGAAUCAUCAAGUUAAAUUCGACUUUGAUU